GCUCUUCUGAAAAAGUCGUGCGAGGAGCAGCGGCGUGUCAGAAAGAGGGGCUCGGAUUUAUCCGGUGAACACGGUGGAGAGAAACAAAAAUGGCAGAUACUUUGAUACUCUUCACGUCCAUUGGGCUCAGUGAGCAGAAAGCGAAGGAGACGCUGAAAAAUGACGCGCUGAGUUCCGCCCUGAAGGACGCGAUCAUUCAGGCUCGGCGUACCUGUGGUGCGUCCGGCGUGGACAAAGCCAUCGGUACAUUGCUGUACAGCAUGGCGUCUCGCCUCAAGGACCCCAAGCGCGUGGCGUUCCUUUCAGACGCCAUCGUUCAGGGCAAAAUCUGCACAGAGCUGCAGCUGGCAGCUGCACUGGACUUUGUGAAGAGUCAUCCUCACGACCCCAUCGGGCAGGCGGACUUUGAAGAGGCGUGUGGAGUGGGCGUGGCCAUAACACCGGAGCAGAUCGAAGAUGCCGUGGAGUCGUUGGUGGGGAAGCACAAGGACCAGCUGUUGAAGGAGAGGUACCACUUCAACAUGGGACUGCUGAUGGGUGAAGUUCGCUCCGCUCUGAAAUGGGCCGACGGGAAGGUCGUCAAAAACGAGGUGGACCUGCAGGUGCUGCAGCUGCUGGGCCCGAAGACAGAGGCCGACCUGGAGAAGGUCAAGCCCCAGAAAGCCAAAGGCAGCGAGGGGAAGAUGAAGGAGGAGGCGGCGGCCGAGGAGGGCGCGGCGGGGGAGGGGAGGUCUCUGAUGGAGCAGCUCCGAGGAGAAGCUCUGAAGUUCCAUAAACCAGGAGAGAACUAUAAGACCGAGGGCUACGUGGUCACGCCCAACACAAUGGACCUGCUGAAGAAGCACAUGGAGCUCACUGGCGGACAGAUCCGUUCCCGUUUCCCCCCCGAGCCGAACGGGAUCCUUCACAUCGGGCACGCCAAGGCCAUCAACUUCAACUUUGGGUUCGCAAAGGCGAACAACGGAAUCUGUUUCCUGAGGUACGACGACACGAAUCCAGAGAAGGAGGAGGAGAAAUACUUCACGGCCAUCCGGGACAUGGUGGAGUGGCUCGGCUACGAACCGUUCGCCAUCACGCACGCGUCCGACAACUUCCAGAAGCUCUACGACCUCGCCCUGGACCUCGUCCGCAGGGGUCACGCGUACGUGUGCCACCAGAAAGGGGAGGAGCUUAAGGGCCACAACGCCCCCCCGUCGCCGUGGAGGGAGCGACCCGCCGAGGAGUCGCUGCUGCUGCUGGAGCGCAUGAGGAAGGGUCUGUUCGCCGAGGGGGAGGCCACGCUGAGGAUGAAGAUGGUCAUGGAGGACGGGAAGCUGGACCCCGUGGCGUACCGCAUCAAAUACACGCCGCACCACCGGACCAGAGACCAGUGGUGCAUCUACCCCACCUACGACUACACCCACUGCCUGUGUGACUCCAUAGAGAACAUCACCCACUCGCUGUGCACCAAAGAGUUCCAGGCCCGGCGCUCGUCGUACUUCUGGCUGUGCAACGCGCUGGACGUGUACUGCCCGGUCCAGUGGGAGUACGGCCGGCUGAACCUCACCUACACCGUGGUGUCCAAGAGGAAGAUCAUCAAGCUGGUGGAGACCGGCGUCGUCCGGGACUGGGACGACCCCCGCCUCUUCACCCUGACCGCGCUGAGGAGGAGGGGAUUCCCGCCGGAGGCCAUCAACAACUUCUGUGCGAGGGUCGGCGUGACGGUUUCCCAGACGACCACGGAGCCCCACCUCCUGGAGGCGUGCGUGAGAGACGUGCUGAACGACACGGCGCCCAGAGUCAUGGCCGUGCUGGAGCCGCUCCGAGUCACCAUCGCCAACCUGCCCGAGGGCGCGCCGGCCGACGUGCGUGUGCCGGACUUCCCCGCCAACGAGGCCCGGGGCAGCCACACGGUGCCGUUCACCAGCACCAUCUUCAUCGAGCAGAGUGACUUCAGAGAGGUGAUGGAGAAGGGCUACAAGCGUCUGACCCCGGACCAGCCCGUGGGUCUGAGGCACGCCGGCUACGUGGUCUCCUUCCAGAAGGCCAUCAAGGACGCUCGGGGUCAAGUGGUAGAGCUGGAGGUCACCUGCUGCAGUUCAGAGACCGCAGAGAAACCAAAGGCCUUCAUCCACUGGGUCAGCCAGCCGCUGACGUGUGAAGUCCGCCUUUAUGAACGACUGUUCCUGCACAAACAUCCAGAGGAUCAAUCCGUGGUGCCCAACGGCUUCCUGAGCGACAUCAACCCUGACUCCCUGCACGUGAUCAGCGGCGCCUUGGUGGACGCCUCGGUGAAGACGGCGAAGGCGUUGGACAAAUUCCAGUUCGAGAGAGUGGGCUACUUCUCCCUGGACCCCGACAGCACCGCGGAGAAGCUCAUCUUCAACAGAACCGUCACCCUCAAAGAAGACCCCGGCAAGAUCUGAUCCACGGAUGGACCUCCAGCCCACGGACACACGGCCAAAUAGUUCGCAUCACUCAAUCUGUGAUUUUUUUAAAAAGCCAAAUAGUCGGCGCUGUGAUAAUUGCAGCCUGUGGUUUCUAAAAUGCGGUUCCCUUUUUAUGGAUCCGUCUCCCUGGAGGACUCACAUGCACCGUUUACCUCUUUGUGGAAUGGACCGUAUGUGAGGAGAGGAUUUAAAAUACAGUACAUUACUUUUUUUUUUUUUUUUUUUUUUUUUUUUUUUUUUUACAAAGGAGAGAGAUCAUUGCCAAACCAUCACAGGCUUUUAUUCUUUUUAAUAAAGACUCAGAGCGGUG
This is a messenger RNA of Pseudoliparis swirei, 2739 nucleotides long. It is a transcript of the gene qars1, whose product is annotated as glutaminyl-tRNA synthetase 1. Gene Ontology annotation, biological process: translation; glutaminyl-tRNA aminoacylation. Lineage: Eukaryota; Metazoa; Chordata; Actinopteri; Perciformes; Liparidae. Bases 90 to 2405 code for a protein of 771 amino acids. Gene Ontology annotation, molecular function: glutamine-tRNA ligase activity; ATP binding. The transcript is spliced from 23 exons. Gene Ontology annotation, cellular component: aminoacyl-tRNA synthetase multienzyme complex; cytoplasm; cytosol. The record is from RefSeq and is a predicted model, not a curated record.